Messenger RNA from Lottia gigantea (owl limpet), 1716 nucleotides. RefSeq lists its product as hypothetical. The record is from RefSeq and is a predicted model, not a curated record. The coding region runs from base 1 to 1716 and encodes 571 amino acids. Gene Ontology annotation, biological process: DNA recombination; DNA integration. NCBI's taxonomy places the organism in Eukaryota, Metazoa, Mollusca, Gastropoda, Lottiidae. The transcript is spliced from 9 exons. Gene Ontology annotation, molecular function: DNA binding.
AUGAUGAUAUUAUCAAGACUUUUGGUUUCACUAAAAUUAGAAUCAUUGGGAGAUAAAAUCGACCAGAAGAUAUCUGAUUUUUAUAGAGUAAGUCAACCAGCCAGAACUCUUGGCAGACUGGUGCUAGAAGCCCGAAGCAGAAGGCCUGAAGUUAAGCUGGAUUUGGAUUAUCUUCUCAAACCUGAAAACUUUGAUUUCUUGAUUCAGUGUACGAAAUAUAUGUCCCACAAGCGGGAUGAACCUGUACUUACACUUGGGAGAUUAAUAGGAAAUCUGAUUGGUCAUGUCAUCCAAGUAAAAAUUGGUCUGGCCCUACGACAAAAUAAUGAUGUCAAAAACAGAGAGGCAUCAAAUUUUCAGAAAUUGUAUGAGUCAGAAUGGAAUUUUAGAGUAAAUGCAAUAUGUACUAAAAAAUACAAUAUCAAAAAGAGACAAAAUAUUCAAACUAUUCCAAUAACAGAAGAUCUCAAGAAAUUAAGAAAUCACAUUAUGGCAAAAAUGCGAAGUACUGGUGAUACCCUAAGUGCCCUUCCAAACAUAGAAAGCUGGAAUUGUCUAAACAAAUUGACUCUAGUCAGAAUCAUUCUCUUUAAUAAAAGAAGGAGAGCUGAAGUAACCGAAUUAAAGGUAGAUGACUUCAUCAACAGACCUAACUGGAAAGAAGAAAUGAAUGGGGAAAUAAGCUUGGCAUUAACAGAGAGUGACAGAAUUCUGGCCAAUAGAAUGGAUAUGAUGAUUUCUGGUGGGAAGUCCAGAAAAAAUGUUGAUGCUUACGUCUUAUUUCCACCAGAUUGUAUGAAGGCUCUCAACAUUCUUAUGGAAACAAGAUCGUCGGUCGGUAUCAGAACAUCAAACAAUUACCUAUUUGCCAGACCACUGUCUGAUACACCACUCUCUGGGCACACUGAUAUCAAAGAUGUUGUAAAUGAAUGUUCAAACUUAAAAUGUCCAGAACGAAUUACAUCCACUUCGUUAAGAAAAUAUGCUGCAACAGUAUCUCAGAUUCUGGAUAUGACACCGAAAGAAAUUGAAACCUUAGCAACGCAUCUUGGGCAUGAUGUAAAUACUCAUAAAAAUUUUUAUAGAUUACACAGUUCAACUAUAGAAUUAUCAAAGGUUUCUCACAUGCUACUUGCCAUGGAAGGAGGUCACAUGAAUGUUUGGAAAGGAAAGAAACUUGAAGACAUAAAUAUAUUAGAUUUACCGGGUGAGGCUCUCGAAUGUGAUGAUAAGAGUGAUGAUGAUGAUAUUUCUUGUAAAGAUGUACCAGAUGAGGUUAUGAAUUGUAAUGAUAUUGAUGAAGUUGAAAAUGAGAUUGAAGAGGUCAUUUCUUGUAAAGACAAUCAGGCAUGUGAAAGAAGUAAAGAUAAUAUAGAAAGCAUUAAUCAUACAGAUGAUACAGAAAGUAUUAAAGUUAAGAAACAUUCAAAGAGAAAAAGGUCAGAAGAAGAAAACAACAUCAUAAGAAGUAAAGAUAAUUUAGAAAGCAUUAAUCAUACAGAUGAUACAGAAAGUAUUAAAGUUAAGAAACAUUCAAAGAGAAAAUGGUCAGAAGAAGAAAACAACAUCAUAAAGAAAAAGUUUAGAAUUCAAAUAGAGAAGAAUGUAACUGUUACCAAUGAUGAGCUAUUAGAAGUUCAAAAGACUCUAAACAAUAGAUCUUUGGCAAUGAUCAGAAGUAAAAUAAACAAUAUGAAGUUUGGUAAAUGUAAUUGA